AUGUCCUUCACGAGUUACUUCCUCGGCAAAGAGCCCGACGCAGGCCCAAAGAAAGUCCUCGAGGCCGCGCUGGCCUACCAUGACCUGGGCCUUUGGAGCGACUUGAAGGCUAGCUAUUUAGGCCCCAGCGCUGAGAGGGCGCGGAAAGACUUAAGCGGAACCUUCUCAGAGCCUGAGUUGAAGCAGAUCGAGGACAUCAUCAUGAACCACCACAAGUAUACAGAGGCUUCAGAUCCUUUGGUGGAUGCAAUGCGCAAGGCAGACUGGCUUGACUUCACCAACAACCUUCGCUUCCCCAUGCGCUCGGGAAUGCCUUCGGGAAAUCUUGCGAAAGCCAAUACAGAAGUGCCCCGGGAAGGCUUCUUCACCGCUUUGGCCAAGCGGCCCUUCGCAAUUCGACCUGACAAUCCUUUCAAAGCAGGCCAGGCCCUGAAGGCUUCGUUUCUUUCCCAUGUUUGA
Molecule: messenger RNA, 459 nt
Organism: Durusdinium trenchii
Lineage: Eukaryota; Dinophyceae; Suessiales; Symbiodiniaceae
Source: the annotation of a GenBank genome assembly